Pungitius pungitius (ninespine stickleback) is the source of this 6956-nucleotide messenger RNA. It is a transcript of the gene cadpsa, whose product is annotated as Ca2+-dependent activator protein for secretion a. Lineage: Eukaryota; Metazoa; Chordata; Actinopteri; Perciformes; Gasterosteidae. Bases 539 to 4555 code for a protein of 1338 amino acids. Gene Ontology annotation, biological process: synaptic vesicle exocytosis; positive regulation of exocytosis; dense core granule exocytosis. The record is from RefSeq and is a predicted model, not a curated record. The transcript has 29 exons. Gene Ontology annotation, cellular component: glutamatergic synapse.
UGAUUCCGGUCUUCUACUGUACCCUGCUGACUUUGACUUCGAUAGAUCAUCAGGUGGCCAUUCACCGAGUGUGCUCGGAGGCUCUUCAAACUGGUCUCAGAGCAGCCGGGGGUCGGGUUUCAGGACCGCGGCCAGCUCCCAGCCUCCUCCUCUUCUCCUCGGGCGGCAGAGCUGCAGCACAACGCUUCCUCCUGUUGUCCCUCCCUGUGACCCCUCCCCCUUAAUAUCAGCUCUCAUGAUAAACCCCUCCUAUGUGUCACCGUCUGCUAGACUUGAAAGGCUUGGGAAGGCAACCAAACAGACUCUACAACACUUUCAUCUUUAUUUCUUGCUGAGCUGAUUUGACCGCGGUCUUUUCUCCUCCAGAGGUGAUCAUCAGUCAGUUCUCCGUCUCCACAGCUGCUUCCCCUGGGUCUCUCUCUCCCCCGGGUCUCUCUCUCUGUGGCUCCCUGACGCUGAUCUGCAUCUUUUCCUACUUUUGCAGUUUUACCUUUGCAGCGGCAGGUAGCUGUUAUUCGCCAUCCAAGGCUCGGAGACAAUGUUGGACCCGUCUUCCAGCGAGGAGGAAGGGGAUGAGAUAGUGGAGGUGGAGCGCAAAGAGGUGGCAGCCCCGAAGAGCGCCGGGGGAGCCCGGUUGUCACCGGGCCGAGCCUCCGACGGCCACGCCGUCGGGGGGCUCCAGCCCCGGUGCCGUGGGAGUGGCGGCGGUGGCGGCGGCGGUGGUGGUGGCGGCGGCAGCGCCCGACCCUCCAGCCCCAGCCCGUCAGUGGGCAGCGACAAGGAGAAGGAGGACCUGGAGAAGAUGCAAAGAGAGGAGGAGGAGAGGAAGAAGAGACUCCAACUGUAUGUGUUUGUGAUGCGCUGCAUCGCCUAUCCGUUUAACGCGAAGCAACCUACCGACAUGGCCAGGAGGCAGCAGAAGAUCAGUAGGCAGCAUCUGCAGACCGUCAAAGAGCGUUUUCAGGCGUUCCUAAACGGAGAAACCCAGAUCGUUGCUGAUGAAGCCUUCAUCAACGCUGUCCAGAGCUACUACGAGAUCUUCCUGAAAAGUGACCGUGUGUCCAGGAUGGUGCAGAGCGGUGGUUGCUCGGCCAGCGAUUCCCGGGAGGUUUUUAAGAAGCACAUUGAGAAGCGGGUACGCAGUCUGCCUGAGAUUGACGGCCUGAGUAAAGAGACAGUGCUGAGCUCCUGGAUCGCCAAAUUCGACACCAUCUACCGAGGAGAAGAAGACCCCAGGAAGCACCAGCAGAGAAUGACGGCCAGUGCCGCCUCUGAGCUCAUCCUCAGCAAGGACCAGCUGUACGAGAUGUUCCAGCAGAUCCUGGGCAUCAAGAAGUUUGAACACCAGCUCCUCUAUAAUGCCUGCCAGCUGGACAACCCUGAUGAGCAGGCAGCACAGAUCAGAAGAGAGCUGGACGGACGUUUGCAGAUGGCAGACCAGAUAGCUCGGCACGGUGGAAGGUUUCCUAGGUUUUCCUCCAGAGAGAUGGAGGCCAUGUACAUUGAGGAGCUGCGGUCCUCGGUUAACCUGCUGAUGGCCAACCUGGAGAGCAUGCCUGUGUCCAAGGGAGGAGAGUUCAAGCUGCAGAAGCUGAAGCGAGGUCACAACGCCUCCAUCAUGGACAUGGGCCAGGAGGACGAGAAUACGCUGUCCAAGUCUGACGUGGUGCUGUCCUUCACCCUGGAGGUUGUCAUCAUGGAGGUCCAGGGUCUGAGGUCCUUGACUCCAAACAGGAUUGUUUACUGCACCAUGGAGGUGGAGGGAGGACACAAACUGCAGACGGACCAGGCUGAGGCCUCAAAACCUACUUGGGGUACCCAGGGGGACUUCACCACCACGCAGCCGCUCCCUGCUGUGAAGGUGAAGCUGUUCACUGAGAGCACAGGAGUAUUGGCUCUGGAAGAUAAGGAGUUGGGGAAGGUUGUACUCCACCCAACUCCCAACAGUCCCAAGCAGUCGGAGCUCCACAAGAUGACAGUGUCCAAAGGCUGUCCAGACAAUGACCUCAGGAUCAAACUGGCCAUUCGCAUGGACAAACCACAGAACAUGAAGCAUUGUGGGUACCUUUGGGCCAUUGGCAAAAUCUUGUGGAAAAGAUGGAAGAAAAGGUACUUUGUGCUGGUUCAGGUGAGUCAGUACACCUUUGCAAUGUGCAGCUACAGAGAGAAGAAGGCUGAGCCUGUGGAGCUGCUCCAGUUGGAUGGCUACACAGUGGACUACACGGACCCCCAGCCAGGGUUAGACGGCGGCCGGACGUUCUUCAACGCCGUAAAGGAGGGCGACACGGUGAUAUUCGCCAGCGAUGACGAGCAGGACCGGAUCCUUUGGGUGCAGGCUAUGUACCGAGCCACGGGCCAGUCACACAAGCCGGUUCCUCCCACUCAGGUCCAGAAGCUCAACUCAAAGGGUGACACAGCACCGCAGCUUGACGCACCAAUAUCUCAGUUCUAUGCUGACAGAGCCCAGAAGCACGGAAUGGACGAGUUUAUUUCAGCCAACCCAUGUAACUUUGACCACGGCUCGCUGUUUGAGCUGGUACAGCGCCUCACAUUGGACCACAGACUCAACGACUCGUACUCCUGCCUGGGCUGGUUCAGUCCCGGGCAGGUGUUUGUCUUAGAUGAGUACUGUGCUCGCUACGGCGUUCGAGGCUGCCAUAGGCAUUUAUGUUACCUGAGCGAUCUGCUGGAGAGAGCGGAGAAUGGAGCCAUGAUCGACCCCACCCUGCUGCACUACAGCUUUGCCUUCUGUGCUUCCCACGCACAUGGAAACAGGCCUGAUGGUAUCGGCACGGUGACUGUGGAGGAGAAGGAGCACUUUGAGGAGAUCAAGGAGAGGCUACGGGUGCUUCUAGAGAACCAGAUUACACACUUCAGAUACUGCUUUCCGUUUGGACGGCCAGAGGGAGCGCUGAAAGCAACUCUGUCGCUGCUUGAAAGGGUCCUGAUGAAGGAUAUCGUUACUCCGGUUCCUCAAGAGGAAGUCAAGGCUGUGAUCCGUAAGUGCCUGGAGCAGGCGGCUCUGGUCAACUACCAACGCCUGUCAGAGUACGCCAAACUUGAAGGGAAAAAGAGAGAGAUGUAUGAGCAUCCUGUCUUCUGCUUGGCGUCUCAAGUGAUGGAUUUAACCAUUCAGAACGUAGGCCGGUUAGUGACCCCUGCUAAAAAACUGGAGGACAAUAUUCGUCUUGCCGAGCUGGUGAUUGAGGUGCUUCAGCAGAAUGAGGAACACCAUGCUGAGGCCUUUGCGUGGUGGUCAGACCUGAUGGUGGAGCAUGCCGAGACCUUCCUGGGCCUUUACUCGGCCGACAUGGAUGCAGCUCUUGAGGUUCAGCCACCCGACAGCUGGGACAGUUUCCCCCUCUUCCAGCUGCUAAAUGACUUCCUGAGAAUGGACUAUAACCUGUGCAACGGAAAGUUCCACAGACACCUGCAGGACUUGUACGCCCCUCUGGUGGUGCGAUAUGUGGACCUGAUGGAGUCCUCCAUCGCUCAGUCCAUUCACAGAGGCUUCCAAAGGGAAUCGUGGGAACCUGUCAAGAGUAUAACAAGCAAUCUGCCCAACAUCAACCUCCAAAUGCCCAAAGUAUCAAAUCUAACAGUACAAAGUGUUAACCUCCAACAAAUGCCCAACUUCUCUGCACCCGACUGGAUGACAGCUAAUUCUGACUCAGAUAACGGCUCAGGGACGUCUGAGGAUCUCUUCUGGAAGCUGGAUGCUCUGCAGACUUUCAUCAGAGAUCUCCACUGGCCAGAGGAGGAGUUUAGCAAACAUCUGGAGACCCGACUGAAGCUGAUGUCCAGUGACAUGAUCGAAUCAUGUGUGAAACGGACACGGGCAGCGUUUGAGGCGAGGCUUCAGAAGAGCAGCCGGGCCACAGACUUCCGUGUGCCCCAGUCCAUCUGCACUAUGUUCAAUGUCAUGGUGGAUGCCAGGGCCCAGACAGCCAAGCUGUGUGCCGUAGACCUGGGCCAGGAGAGACAAUAUCAUUCCCAAAUUGAUGACCUGAUUGAAGAGACGGUGAAGGAGAUGAUAACGCUCUUAGUAGCUAAGUUUGUGGUCAUCCUCGAGAGUGUGUUAGCCAAGCUCUCCAGAUAUGAUGAGGGAACACUCUUCUCUUCAUUCCUAUCUUUCACAGUGAAAGCUGCCUCCAAGUAUGUGGAUGUACCUAAGCCAGGGAUGGAUGUUGCAGACGGUUACGUGACAUUUGUCCGUCACUCACAGGACAUGCUGAGGGAGAAGGUCAAUGAAGAGGUGUACAUCGAGAGAUUAUUUGAUCAAUGGUACACCAGUACUAUGAACCUUGUAGGAACAUGGCUGACAGACAGAAUGGACCUGCAGCUCCAUCUGCAUCAACUCAAGAUUCUCAUCAGGGUUGUCAAGAAAAAGUACCGUGACUUCCGCCUUCAAGGGGUUUUGGACUCUACGUUGAACAGUAAGAUGUACGAGACGGUGAGAAACCGGCUGACGUUGGAAGAAGCCACAGCCUCAGUGAGAAAAGGAGGGAUGCAAGGCAUUUCCAUGAGGGACAGUGAUGAAGAUGAAGAUGACUAGAUCAAAGAGCCUGAAACUACAAGAACGUUUGCAGCAGUACUCUGCCCGAAAACCCAUGCAGCCUUUCUGAGAGUCAAAAGAGAUCAUUCAACUUUACCCAUUAUCUGCUCCUUCCCUUAUUCACUCCUGUUAUGACUCCACAUUCUGUCAGAAUUGAUUCAGGAAUGAAAUGCAUUGUGUGUCUUAACUUCAAUAUACAGGGCUUGUAAUUCAUGCUAUUCAAAUCACACACCUUUAACUGAGACAUCCACAAAUGUCCAGAAGAUUGUAACAGGAGAACACCCUGCCAAAUGAAUUAGAUGAACUAAAAGGUUAAAAACAGGCAGGAGAAUGCAUCUAUGUGGAUUCCAUUUGUUCAAGGCAUGAAAAAACAUUAUGUAAUUGUAAUUCGUGAAAGUGAAAUGAUGUUGAUGUUGUUGUUUUUAAGCCAGCUAACAAAUGCCUGAUGAACAUUUCACUCCAGAAGUCCCCUUGUGGUUGAUCCCAAUGGAGCUACAAACAACAGAAUUAAGAUAUCAACAAAUAAUAUCAUUAUUAAUAAUUCCAAAAUUACCACGGAAUGUUCUCAAGCAAUAUGGGUGACUAUUUAGUUCUCAACUCAACUGAGCGUGGUACCUUUCUUUGUGUUAUGCUAAACAACGUGAAGUAACUGGCUGUAAAAGUUUGAAUAUUGUCUAAUAUUACUUUUUUUGCAUCGAGCCUAAACCAUAAAAGCUAAACAGAAUGUUCAAAAUGAUGUGCUGUGAUAUGACGUGAUAGUAAUGGUUUUUUUACGUUCUCAGGCGUGUUUCUCUAACAGUCAAAACAACUGUCGGUCAGCAGAUGGAAUCCAAGGCAUUGUAGACUAUUGAGUCAUUCUAGUUAAUUAGUGCCUAAAGUAAAUAGAAUUUUUUUUAAACUUCUAGGGGAUCAUACGGAUUGGUCAUCGGUCAGCUUUAAACUCUGAAUUAUUCUCAAGCUGUCUAAAUUGUUCUAGGUGGUAGCAUGUGUGAAGCAUUGUUUGUCAGUAGCUCAUCCUCUAUAAACAGAUUAAUGCAGAAGAAUGGAAGUAUUCUGCUUUCCGUCGUAGCAGGUUAACAGCCUGUGUGGAGAGCAAAGGAGGCAGAAUGCAGAGCCAGAAAAGCAUUCCACAGAAUGUCUGAUGACGGUUCUUUUCAAACCGUCUUGUCGUAGUCGUCUCUUGACUGCAGUCUAGAUUGGCAGGUUGCUUUCAGUGGGACCGUAAGUAAAUGUCAAAGGAAAAUCUUGGUGCAAACGCCGUCUGUCUGUAUCGGCCUAUCCACAAGGUACAGCAACACACAACACAACACAUUUAAAGAUCAGGUAUGAUGGAAGCAAAGUUCAGUAUGUCUGGAAAAAAGGGGAAACGUACUUGGCUCUCUUUGUCACUGCUCUCGAUCUGCUCCACUGAUUUACUUUAAAGACCAUAUGCAGUGUUGAGGUAGUGCAGUCUAUCAGCCCGGCACAACUAACACUAACCUAAAUUGUUUUAGGUAAAUAGACUCAGUUGCCAGUCUGUGAGGUCAGUAAAGUAAAACGACAAUGCAUUUUAUGGAGAGCAUAAUGCUCACAGCAAAUUUCCCAUUAAAUAUUUUUGAAUAGUCUGCUGAAUAUGGUUGCCCCCUUUAUUUAAAAAAAACACUAACGUCUGAUUAAGUAACACAAAGACAUCAGUUCACAAGCUCAUAAUAACCCCUAAGUACAUCAAGAUUACUUUCAUGAGGGGAAUUUGUGCACAGUACAUCAAGUGAAGGUAUACAAAAAGUGAAAAUAUCUUGUUUCGCUAUAUUUUGUGCAGUGAAUUUGAAGCAAGGCUUUUGAAACAAUGAGGUUACAAUCUUAAGGCAUCACGCUUCGGCUCUGACGAUACAUAUUACUCUGCUAACAAUUCCACUAGUUCUUCCAUUAGAGAAUGAGAAAGCUGUAGGAAUCCUCAAGAAGGUGUUACUAACUGAACAAUAUUUGUCAAAGUGUUGCAUAUGAAUCUUUCAGUGGAAACACAGGCUUCUGCAAAUGUUGGUACUUUGAUUUUCACAUCGAUCUAACCUUUGACAUUCUGCUGUCUUCAUUUUCUUUGAUAAAUGAGUUAGCAAGGCAAUUAACAGUUUGUUGUCUAUUGAAGUCAAAUACUAGUAUACUAAAUAAUAGUUUUGUUGCCACGUUCUUUUAUGUGCCCUGCACUUCACUCCAGGAUGUGUGACGAGUCAAAUCCACAUUUUUCUAAUGGAUUAUGGGAGGUGAAGUGUGCACAUGCUUUGUUCCUCUGUUUUCUAUACUGUACACCUGAGCUGUGUGUCGCCCGUCGUGCAGGUACUACACGUCCCCGGUAUUGUUAUUUGUUGUUACCGCUGGGUUCAUCUUGUUUCUACCUUAGAGGAUAAAUAAAGGGGAAUGGCAAAUG